This is a messenger RNA of Miscanthus lutarioriparius, 897 nucleotides long. NCBI's taxonomy places the organism in Eukaryota, Viridiplantae, Streptophyta, Magnoliopsida, Poales, Poaceae. The record is from the annotation of a GenBank genome assembly.
AUGAAGAGGCCGACCAGCAGAGGAUCCUCAAUGGUCAGCGGUCAAGCGGCUACAGAUCAACAAGAAGACAGCUGCAGGUACAUGGAGCGGCACGGAGGAGUGAACGGCAGCGAUGGCACGGCCGCGGCUGAGCGCGACGACCUGGAUGCCGGGGCGUACGACGAGGAGGAGGACGAAGAAGAGGAGCUCGCGGGGUUUCGCGGUGGCCUCGGCGAGAAGAAGCGGCGUCUGGCGGCAGAUCAGGUGCGCGCGCUGGAGCGGAGCUUCGAGGUGGACAACAAGCUGGACCCGGAGCGCAAGGCCCGGAUCGCUCGCGACCUCAGCCUCCACCCGCGCCAGGUCGCCGUCUGGUUCCAGAACCGCCGCGCGCGCUGGAAGACCAAGCAGAUCGAGCGCGACUUCGCCGCGCUCCGCGCACGCCACGACGCACUCCGCGCCGAGUGCGACGCGAUCCGCCGAGACAAGGACGCCCUCGCCGCCGAGAUAAGGGAGCUUAGGGACAGGGUGGAGAAGCAGAUGGAGGUGAAGCUGGAGUCCGCAGAGGAGCUGCUGCCGGUCGCGACGAGGACAGCGGCGGCGGCCGCGGCCGCUGUGUAUAUUAAGGACGGGUCGACGGACAGCGACUCGAGCGCCGUGUUCAACGAGGAGGCGUCGCCGGCGCCCUACUCCGGCGCGGCCUUGGACCAGCCGCAGCAGCAACAAACGGGUGACCAGCUGGCGGGCUUCACGGGUUUCACCUCCUUCUUGGCCUCCUCUUUCCCUUCCAUAUACCAUGGGGAUUCGCAUUUGGACCAGGAAGCAGACGGCUUCUUCAGCGCCGGCGCCGCCGCCGACGGUUUCUUCGCGGAGGAGCAGAGCACAGGCAUCGGCAGCUGGUACGGCGGUGAGGGUUGGUAG